Molecule: messenger RNA, 2574 nt
Organism: Didymodactylos carnosus
Lineage: Eukaryota; Metazoa; Rotifera; Eurotatoria; Philodinida; Philodinidae
Source: the annotation of a GenBank genome assembly
AUGGAUCCAAAUGGAAUUGUUCGUCGAGUUAUAGCAAAGCCGCGUGAUGUUAUUCUAAGAAAUCCAUCCAUUAAUCAUGAAAAUUUGCUUGAUGUACCAGAGUUUAAUUUUAUCUAUGAUGAUUCAGAUAUACUUCAAACUGAAAUAGCCGAACUUUAUGCUUAUUCGGAAGAACCGGAAUUUGUCUGGAAUGCGAAUGCAUAUGAUACAUUAUUUCGAGCCAAACACCAUGGUACUGAUCAAUGGAAAGAUUUAUCACCUCUAGAAAAGACGGAUUUUAUGGUCUAUUUAUUAGAACAAUGUGAAUUUGUUGACAGAACUAGACGAUGUUCAGCACUGAGAGCGAUUUUAUAUCUGAUGCAAGGUGUAUUUUAUCAGUGUUCAGAUGUUGAUGAAUACUUUACAAAUGUUAAAGAAAACAUACUUAUUUUUUAUUCAUGUGAUGGAAUUCAAACAUUUAUCGAUCUAUUCAAUAUGGAAUUAGAACGACUAUGUCACGAUAAUAGCCUGAAAAUGAUGAAUAAGAAUUUAAGUGAUAAUCAAGAUAUAAGAGUUAUUAUAUGUGUACUAUAUACAGUAAUUGAAUUUGCAAGAAAACUAACUGACACCGGAGAAAAUUGGUUACAUUUUAAAAAAUUACUUAAACAUGAUCUAUCUCACAGGAAUGAUAAUGAUGAAUUGUUUGCCAGUACACUAUUUAAUUCAAUUUGUGUUUUUUGUAACGCUCCACCAUCGCCACCUUUGCCUAUACGAAAAUUGUUGCUAUUAUUAUGGAAAUUAAUUCUUUUUACGCUAGGCGGCAUUGAGGAUGCAUUUGAACAAAAAAAUAUCAUUCGUCAAAAGCAUAAUUUGUCAACGAUUGUAGAAAAUCCAUCAAAAGUCAUUCAAAAAAUGCAACCAAUUUCACCACCGCUAGCUGGUGCAGAAGGUUUAGAUAUGCAACAAAAUGAAAGUGGUGGUAGUAGCAGUAGACGAGCAAAACGACAGAGUUUCACAAAACAAAGCGCUUUGGAUGCCGAUGCUGAAGAUUCAUCGAAUUCAAAUUCAUCAUCAUCCACAUUAUCAACUCUUACAAAUUCUUCUGCUAGUGAUGAUGAUGGUACCAUGUCGCUCGUUCCUCCUUCAACACCAGCUAUCUCAACAGAUUCUGUAGUCGAUCCAACCUCAACAUCACCCACUUUACCAGAUCCAGCAACAUUAUUCAACAAAGAACUUCCUUGGUUACCCAAAGUGCGGCAAAAAGAUUUGGAAACAUUUUUGGAUCAUACACGAAAAAAAUUUGUUGGCUUCUCGAUCAAAGAUGAUUUAGAUACAUUGAUUGGAUUACCAAAUCCGAUCCAUGAGAGCGUAAAGAUUCUCAAACAACAUUUGUACAUAUCUUUAUCCGAAACUCAAAUGCAGAAUGAAGAUGAAAUAACAAAAUAUCCAUUAUCGAAGAAGGAGACAGUUGUACCAGAUAUCCCUGCUGAACGUUUAUAUCAUGCUACAUUACCGCAAAUUCCACAGUUUUUAAUUGCUAUGUUAAAACUAUUACUUACUUCAACUCCAACAGCUAAACCAAAGGCAGAAUCAAUCAAUAUUCUAUGUGAUGUUAUACCAGAAGAAAUGCCUAUAACAAUGGUGCAAACGAUGAAACUUGCUUUUGAUAUUAAUAGACAUAAAGAAAUGAUCGUUAAAGCUGUCUCUGCUAUUCUAUUACUAUUAUUAAAACAUUUUAAAGUUAAUCAUAUCUAUCAGUUUGAAUAUAUUUGUCAAAAUCUUGUAUUUUCAAACUGUAUUACGGUCAUAUUGAAAUUUUUUAACCAUAACAUCUUAUCACAUAUACAGGCAAAAAAUACUAUACCAAUAUUAGAUUUUCCGAAUUGUGUUAUUGGUCACCAGCCGGAACUUACGGCAGAAGCAUUCGAUGUGUCAGAUAAUGAAAAUUAUUGUUGGCGAAAUAUGUUUUCAUCCAUAAAUUUGUUAAGAAUAUUAAAUAAAUUAACAAAAGGAAAACAUGCAAGAACUAUGUCAGCACCAAUUCUACGCAAAACAUUACGUGUUAAACAAGCUAUGAUGCAAUUAUACGCAUUAAAAUUAUUAAAGUUACAAACACGUUAUUUAGGAAGACAAUGGCGAAAGUCAAAUAUGAUGGCUAUAUCAGCAAUUUAUCAACGUGUCAGACAUAGACUGAAUGAUGACUGGGCAUAUGGAAAUGAACAAGAAACACAAUCAUGGGAUUUUCAAACCGAAGAACGUGCAUUACGUAAUAAAAUUGAUUUAUUUAAUCAUCGUCGUUAUCGUUCAUCGUCUAAUCCUAAUGAAAAUAAAUUACAAAACUCCAGCACACAAAAUGCUAGUGUCCAUCAACCACCAAAUGAUUAUCACCAUGCUCAAAUGUAUGAUUUUGACUAUUUUUAUUCAAACAACAACAAUCACGAUCUGUUAACGGCAUUAUCAUCACUAAAUUUAGACGAUAAUGAUUUACCCGAAACGUUUAAACGUAAUUAUGAACAAUGGCUAGAGCAAGAAGUCUAUACACAGGACAUAAAAUGGGAUUUAUUAAUGAGACCAAAAACAAUGGUCAUUUAUUAA